CUUAUCUCAUUCACCAUACCCAUACGGAAAGAGGAGAAAUAUUUUCAUUGUUUCUCAAAACAUGAAUUACAACUGCGUUCUUCUCUCUCUUAUCCUCCUCACCGGAGUCUCUUCUCCGGCCGGCGAGGCCGCUCAAGAGUCCUUCGCCUGCGACCCGCGAGACGCGAAGACGAAGGAGUACGGGUUUUGCCGGAGAUCUCUGCCGGUGCCGGAGAGAGUGAGUGACGUCAUUGGGAGGCUGACAUUGCAGGAGAAGGUGAAGCUGCUGGUGAACAGUGCGGCGGCGGUGCCGCGGCUGGGGAUAAAAGGGUAUGAGUGGUGGUCGGAGGCACUUCAUGGAGUUUCCGAUGUGGGUCCAGGGACUAAGUUCGGUGGGGACUUCCCUGGGUCCACUAGCUUCCCUCAAGUCAUCUCCACCGCUGCUUCUUUCAAUGCAUCCUUGUGGGAACAAAUUGGACGGGCGGUGUCGGAUGAGGCAAGGGCAAUGUACAAUGGAGGGAUGGCGGGUUUGACGUACUGGAGCCCAAACGUCAACAUAUUUCGAGACCCGAGGUGGGGCCGUGGACAGGAAACUCCCGGUGAAGAUCCUGUCUUAGCCGGUAAAUACGCGGCCAGCUACGUCAAGGGUCUCCAGGGAAACGACGACGGUGACCGGUUGAAGGUAGCAGCUUGUUGCAAGCACUACACCGCCUACGAUCUCGAUAACUGGAGCGGAAUCGAUCGAUUCCAUUUUAAUGCACGGGUAAGCAAACAGGAUAUGGAAGAUACAUUUGAUGUACCCUUUAGAGAGUGCGUGUUAGAAGGGAAAGUAGCGAGUGUAAUGUGUUCAUACAAUCAGGUGAAUGGCAUCCCCACCUGUGCCGACCCUAAACUCCUUCGCCACACCAUUCGUGGCAACUGGCGCCUCAAUGGCUACAUCGUGUCAGACUGUGAUUCCGUUGGAGUUUUCUACAACAAUCAACACUACACAUCAACCCCGGAAGAAGCAGCCGCAGAUGCAAUAAAAGCAGGCUUGGAUUUGGAUUGUGGUCCAUUCCUGGGGACACACACAGAGGAUGCCAUUAAGAGAGGGAUUUUGAGUGAGUCUGAUGUUAAUGGUGCAUUGGUUAAUACGAUUAGCAUCCAAAUGAGACUGGGUAUGUUUGAUGGAGAGCCAUCAGGUCACCGGUAUGGGAAAUUAGGUCCCAAGGAUGUGUGCACCCCUGCUCACCAAGAGCUCGCACUUGAGGCAGCUAGGCAAGCUAUUGUUCUUCUUAAAAAUCGGGGUGGUCUUUCUGCUUUGCCUCUGUCUCCUCGUCGCCACCGCAAUGUUGCUGUUAUCGGCCCUAAUUCGGAUGUUACUGUUACAAUGGUUGGCAACUACGCUGGUGUUGCAUGUGGAUACACAACUCCUCUACAGGGAAUAAGGAAAUACGCAAAUGCCAUUCACCACCUAGGGUGCAAGGACGUGGCCUGUACUACUGACCACCUAUUUGGUGCAGCCAUUGAUGCUGCUCGUGAAGCCGAUGCCACCGUUCUAGUGAUGGGCCUGGACCAGUCUAUUGAGGCUGAGUUCAGAGACAGAGCUGGGCUUCUACUCCCCGGACAUCAACAGGAGCUUGUCUCCAAGGUUGCAUUGGCCUCCAAGGGCCCAACCAUAUUGAUCUUGAUGAGUGGGGGCCCAAUUGACGUGUCAUUCGCCAAGAAUGACCCACGCAUUGCGGGCAUCAUUUGGGCUGGUUACCCGGGGCAAGCUGGUGGAGCCGCCAUUGCUGAUGUUCUGUUCGGAACCCAUAACCCAGGAGGGAGGCUGCCUAUGACAUGGUACCCACAAGACUACCUUUCCAAGCUGCCAAUGACAACAAUGGACAUGCGAUCAAUCCCAUCAAAAUCCUAUCCAGGCAGGACUUACCGCUUCUACAAUGGUCCUGUAGUUUACCCAUUUGGGUAUGGACUAAGCUACUCAAACUUCAUCCACACCAUCGCCAACGCUCCGACUGUUAUCUCAAUCCCCCUAGAUGGCCGCCACAGAUCCCAAAACACAACAACCAUGUCAGAGGGCAAGGGAAUUAGAGUAACACAUGCCAAAUGUAACAGGCUCUCAAUCGGCGUACAUGUCGAUGUGAGGAAUGCAGGAUCGAAGGACGGUUCUCACACGCUGCUCGUCUUUUCCACACCACCGGGAGGUGGGCAUUGGGCACCACACAAGCAAUUGGUUGCAUUUGAGAAGGUGAAUGUGGCUGCUAGGACACAACAGAGAGUUCAUAUCAACAUUCAUGUGUGCAAGUGUUUGAGUGUUGUGGAUAGGUCUGGAAUUCGAAGAAUUCCAAUGGGACAACAUAGUCUUCAUAUUGGUGAUGUCAAACAUUCUAUCUCCCUUCAAGCAGCCACUCUAGGGGUCAUCAAAUCAUAAUUUAAUUUAAGAACACUGUAAGUAGAAAACAGGACACAAAAAAUAUAUCAAUGGACAAUUUUUUAGAAAGGGACUUCUAUCAACAAAUUUUGUAGAAUCCUUUCACUCGCGUAUUUUAUGUGUAUUGAUUUUUAUGUUCUUAGAGUGAUUGCUCAAGUAAUGGCACCUAUGUAUCGGUCUUAUUCUCAAUAUUAUUUGUAUUAUUCAA
Molecule: messenger RNA, 2600 nt
Organism: Camellia sinensis
Lineage: Eukaryota; Viridiplantae; Streptophyta; Magnoliopsida; Ericales; Theaceae
Gene: BXL2
Product: beta-xylosidase 2
Biological process (GO): arabinan catabolic process; xylan catabolic process
Molecular function (GO): xylan 1,4-beta-xylosidase activity; alpha-L-arabinofuranosidase activity
Source: RefSeq, a predicted model, not a curated record